AGGACCAGAGGUUGGACACAGUCAGAAGAGACCCACCCUGACCGGAGCUCUGGCGCAUGCGCAGACGACUUUAGCAAAGCUGUCAUUAGCAUAGCUUCAUCAUUCAUAAUGGCAGAUAAAAGUACUCAGAAAAGUGUGAAAAUCGCUGCGGGAGCUCUGGUCUGUGUGGAGAGUGAAAUCAAAGGAGAUGUAACCAUCGGUCCGAGGACAGUGGUUCAUCCAAAAGCUCGCAUCAUUGCAGAAGCAGGGCCCAUCGUGAUAGGAGAGGGCAAUUUGAUAGAAGAGCAAGCUCUUAUUAUCAACAGUUUUCCAGAAAACAUCACACCGGACUCAGAGGUGGAACCAAAGACUAUGACCAUUGGCAUUAACAAUGUAUUUGAAGUUGGCUGCGUUUCACAAGCCUUGAAAAUCGGAGACAACAACGUGAUCGAAUCUAAAGCCGAUGUUGGGAGAAACGUGAUCCUCACCAGCGGCUGCAUCAUUGGAGCCUUCUGUCAGGUCAACACCUGCGAGGUAAUACCUGAGAACACGGUUAUCUACGGCUCUGGGUGCAUGAGACGAGUCCAGACCGAGAGACCACAGCCACAGACUCUACAGCUUGACUUUCUGAUGAAGAUUUUGCCGAACUACCAUCAUUUGAAGAAAACCAUUAAGGCCGGCCAGGCUGCAAGCUAGUCUUAAACUGCACACUUUGCAAGCUGAAGUGCAAGUGGUUAGAGAACCCGUUUCAGCAGAUCUUGCAGGAAGAAAGCAUGAAUGUAUAUAUAAAACACCUGUCUAGCCUGUCAGUAACUUUUCCUAACUUGCUGAUAUUUUGUAUCAACAGCAACAAGCAGUGGAAGAACUUCUCUCUUGCUGUACUGCUGUGCUGUUUUCUAUGACUAAUUAAACUAAAUACUAAAGGUAAAUCUGAUUUGUUGGGGUUUUUUUAACU
Salarias fasciatus (jewelled blenny) is the source of this 934-nucleotide messenger RNA. RefSeq names its product dynactin subunit 6. The coding region runs from base 109 to 675 and encodes 188 amino acids. Gene Ontology annotation, biological process: mitotic spindle organization. Gene Ontology annotation, cellular component: dynactin complex. The record is from RefSeq and is a predicted model, not a curated record. The transcript has 7 exons. Lineage: Eukaryota; Metazoa; Chordata; Actinopteri; Blenniiformes; Blenniidae. Gene Ontology annotation, molecular function: dynein complex binding.